AAUAAUAAAAUAAAAAUUUAUAUAUCAUUGUAUUCAAAUUAAAUUAAUUAGACAAUUUUUAUUUAAAAAAAUAGAAAAUUUUUUAAGCAGAAUGUUGGUAAAUAAAAAAUAAACAAACGUCAAACUUCAUGUUAUAUAAAAAAAUAAAAAAAAAAAAAUAAAUAUACCAGCUGCUUUGCUGCGGUGUCAAAAUUAUAACCGUGAAAUAAAAAAACCAAUUAUUUUAUAUAUGUAUGUAUAUAUACGAUUAUAAUUCACUGUAAUUCAUUUUGAUAAUAAAAAAUUUAUAAUAAAAAUAUACUGACGUAGCACAUAAAUAAUUUUAAUUAAAUUAUUUAAAUCUAUGGUGUUAUUAUAAAAUAAAUAUUAAAAAAAUGGGUGGGGUGUUGAGUUAUUUUCGUAAUCUUUUGGGUAGCAGAGAAAUGAGAAUUUUAAUUCUUGGUCUUGAUGGAGCUGGAAAAACAACAAUUCUUUACAGAUUACAAGUUGGUGAAGUUGUCACAACAAUUCCAACAAUUGGUUUUAAUGUAGAACAAGUGACAUACAAGAACCUCAAAUUUCAAGUAUGGGAUCUUGGUGGUCAAACAAGCAUCAGACCUUAUUGGAGAUGUUACUAUUCAAACACUGAUGCUAUAAUUUAUGUAGUUGAUUCAGCAGAUCGUGAUAGAAUAGGAAUUUCAAAAGAAGAACUUCUUUAUAUGCUUAAGGAAGAUGAAUUACAAGGUGCAGUAUUGGUAGUAUUGGCAAAUAAACAAGAUAUGCCAGGUUGUUUAAGUGUUGCUGAAGUUCAUCAAGCACUUGGUCUUGAUGCAUUGAAAAAUCGAACAUUUCAAAUAUUUAAAACAUCAGCAAAAAAAGGUGAAGGUCUUGAUCAAGCUAUGGACUGGCUUGCAAAUGCUUUACAAAGUAAAAAAUAA
Messenger RNA from Aphidius gifuensis, 917 nucleotides. It is a transcript of the gene Arl1, whose product is annotated as ADP-ribosylation factor-like protein 1. The coding region runs from base 375 to 917 and encodes 180 amino acids. The transcript is spliced from 5 exons. The record is from RefSeq and is a predicted model, not a curated record. Gene Ontology annotation, molecular function: GTP binding; GTPase activity. Gene Ontology annotation, cellular component: cytoplasm; Golgi apparatus. Gene Ontology annotation, biological process: vesicle-mediated transport; intracellular protein transport. NCBI's taxonomy places the organism in Eukaryota, Metazoa, Arthropoda, Insecta, Hymenoptera, Braconidae.